UUAUAAUCUGUAUAAAAAAAGUCAAUUUGACAUUUGACAAAUGGCCAAGUGGGAUACGGUGUGUCUGUGAGGUUUUAUUUAUCAAUUUCUUUAAUUUUGUGAUAUAUUUUUAACACAAAUGAAAACAUGACACUCAGAGAUAGUCUCAGGGAUCUGGGAUGGCACUUGAGUGAGGAUGGUAUUGAUACUAUUAGCGAAAAUGGCCAAAUACAAGAUGUAAAUAUCCUUAGCCGCAGAGCCCUAGACUUCGAUUUGAGGGACAUAGGCGAGGCAGCCUUUCCCGAGGAGUUCCCAAAAGACCUAACCAAGUUAGAGAAGCCUAUAGUUGUUCAAAUCCAGAAGAUAAGAAAUGUGGCAGCCCCUAAGGCAAACGAGGAAUCAACAUCAGCCCCUCGUAUGUUAAAAAUCACUUUGCACGACGGGAAAUCUUCUUGUACGGGCUUAGAGACAACUCAUAUUCCUAACCUGGGAAUUAACACGCCCCCAGGGACAAAAGUAUUGCUUAAGGAUGAAGAUCUUGAAGUGUGUCAUGGUGUCAUUUGGUUGACUCCUAUGGUAAUCUCAGUGUUGGGGGGUAAAGUUUCUCAUAUGAUUGAGAAAUGGGAGCUCAAUAGAAGUCUAGCAAAACAUACUAGAGGUGGUAUAGACGGUGCAGAUGGAGGUCCACCACCAUGGAUUCCAUUUGGCCAAAGAUUAGAAGAAUUACCAGUUGACAAACAAUUUAAAAGUUUACAAGAGGCAUCUAAACAAGACAAUGCUGAGUUUGAAGCUCAGAGGAAAGGAGCAAUCGCAGAAGCACAGAGGAUGUCUGGUGUUAAAAAGGUAUUUGGUGGAGGCACUAAGCCACUAUUAGAUGCAAAUGUACAGAAAAUUGUUGAUGCAGGAUUCUCUGAGGAACAGGCUGAAAGCACUCUCAAAUAUACUAAAAACAAUGUUGAAAGGGCACUUAGAUUAUUACAGAAAAGAGACAACUCAGAAAGUAGGAGUAAGGAGAAACCCAAAGAGACCACCGACCAACAGACUCUGCCAAAACGAAAAGGUCGAAAUAAGGACAAUGAUGAAGAUGGCAUCCCUGUAAAACCUUCAGGAAAAGUAUCUCUAUUUGAUUUCUUGGAAGAUAAACUACCUAAUGUGCCAGAUAAGGAUAAAAAUAACCGUCGAGAUGCGCCUUCUGAAGACAGAGGCGAAAGAAGUUACGGUAACAAGGAUAGAAAUGGUGCCAAAACAAAUUCACGCUCGCACGGAUCUCGGUAUGAUGGUCCGCGGUACAGGUCAGAUAGAGGAUAUGAUAACCAUCACAACCCGCACAGAGAUGAACGUAAAUAUCAAACCCAAAAUGAGAAACCACCAAGAUUCCAAAAGAAAUUAGAAGAAAAAAACAAACAACAGCAAAUGAACAAUAUAAACUAUAACAAUGCAUAUCUAAAUCAAUCUCAGAACCAAUACCCUGAAAUAAACAUGAGGAAUGAUCACUUUAAUGACAAUAAUAUGGGUCAGCAACAGAAUUAUCGUAACAUAAACAUAAACCCCAUGGACAGUUUAAUUGAUGCAACUGCUAAUUUAAACCUGCUUGCAAAUCAACUACGGCCUACAGAGGAGUUAUCUCCGGGAAGAAACUAUCCACCUUAUCCUGAACCAGUUUAUCCACCAAAGCAGUAUAUUCCAAAUCAAGCUAUCCAAGAUGUACCUCCAUUUAGAAGAAAUAAUGAAAUGCCUAAAUACCAGGAGCAACCAUACCAACGUAGGCAGCAACCACCAAAUGGUUAUAUGGAACCACCACCACAAACUCCCAUGUAUUCAAAUAUGAACUAUAUGGGUGCUCAGGGAGCCUACGCGGGCCGUCAGUACGGCUACGCCGGGCGGCCGGCGGACUUCAGCACGCUGCGCCCGGGCGGGCCCUUCCUGCCGGGCUCGCUGCUCGGCUUCCAGAACGCGGCCGUCAAUGAGCAGGCGCGGGCCAUGCUGGGAGUCGCGGAGAUCAACUGGAAAGUCGGCGACCGCUGCCUCGCUCUGUACUGGGAGGAUAAUAAUUUUUAUGAGGCGGAGAUCACUGGCAUUUCAGCGAACACUGUGGUUGUAAAGUUCUGUGCAUAUGGUAAUCAUGAGGAAGUUCUUAAGUCAAAUUGCUUGCCGUAUCCUACUCAAGGUCCGUCGAACAGCGGCGGGUACCUGGCGCGGCGGGCCUAGUGGCGCGGGGCGGCUCGGGCCCUCCCGCCCCUCGCCGCCGUCAGCUGACGUCACCGCCGCACGCUCCAGUGUCUGCUUGACGUGCCUGCACACUGACCACUUCGCAGCUAGUAAAGCGCCGUUUAGACUACACGACCUGUGGGGGCACUGAUUUAGGACCCCAACCAGUACUAUGGUGAGCGCGAUAUCAAUUGACGAGUCGGGUAAUAGUGUAGCAUAUUCAUUAUCUACUUUAAUGGCCCAUUGCAGAGCCAGGUCUGCCUUUAAGGAAAGGGGAUAUAGCUUAAGACUCACCACGCUGCUGCAAUGAAUGUUAGCAGGUUUAGGGUGAUAAUGAUUAAGUUCAUUAAAGACCACUAUCAGACGUUAAUGAUAAUGACAAUAGUUUAUAGUCAAUUUGAAUUGCCUUCUAUAAAUUAUAAGGCUAGUCCUCCAACUUUAUAAGAAAGAGGAUUUAGAGCUUAGACUCAAUAGAUCUGCUGCUCCAGUCGAGACUGGUUAGAACAAAAUAAAUGAAACAAUUUAUAACUCACGAUCACGACACAGUUGAUAACGCGCUGACUAUACCAAAAUAAUAUGUGUAAUUAAUUGCCUAAUUGAAAUAAUUUACUAAUUAAGGUUCCUAAUUGAGUUAGGGCGAUACUUGUCGUGUAGUCUAAUUUGCCCUUAAUUUUGCCAUUCAGACAUUAGUUAAAAUGAGUGAGCAAUAUCCAGGUUAUAAUAAGUAUUCAGGUUACAUGUUAAUGUUCACAGAAGUGUGGACCAUUCGUUGCAUAUUAUAGUCCAAAAGCGAACUUCUGAGUGGCAAAGUUAUUGGCCACAGACUAUAUUUUACUUGAGUUUAUAUCUGCAUUUACAGAUGUGCCAACUUUCCAUGAAAGAUAUAUAGAACUUUAUUUUAUCAUAAUUAUUAUUUAUUCUUUCCUGAAUUUCAAGUAUGCGAAUGUUAUAAAUACCGAGACAAAGCUGUCAUUGGAGCAUCUGGAAUAUAAAAUGCCUCAAACUGUUCGUUAAAUCAAACAAGUGUGAUUGUAUCUUAAUGAAAAACUCAUAGUCAGGGAUCCGUAGAACAUAUCCGUAAAACUUGGUAAACUACCCUCCUCCCAACUUGUAUCAAUAUAUUAAAAGUUGUUAGUUGAUAGUUAAUACAACUUAAAAGCCACAAUGUUCUGCAAAUUGCGUGGUACAUUAUCUCGUUCCGACGCACAGAAAUUUUUAUGUCCUGGUAACUCAGUUAGCUACCAGAAUUAAGAAUUUUCGUAAAUAAAACAGUUGAUAGUCUCAUCGAGAUGAAGCUACUCAGGAAAAGUUAUUUUGAUAGUAAUCAGUUGUAAAAAAUGUUCUACGGAUCCUGGACUAUCAAGUUUAACAAAGAAGCUUGUCAAGCACGUUUGAUCUUUUGAAGCUUUUGUCAAACAUUACUUAGUGACAAAGUCAAGUUUUAUAAGAAACUUUGUCAAACACCUAUGAUCGCAUCCUUUGGCAUUUUAUUAUUCUUUUAUGUUUUUUGUCUUGGAAAAUUCUUUACAGCAUUAUCUGUGUGUGUCGUAGAAUAUUGUUUUUAUGUCUACUAUGAAAUUAUGUUUUAUAUUUGUUAUAAUCGUUUGCAUAUAAUUUUUGAUUAUGAAAUAAGUGUAUUCCAUAAUACAUACAAAAGACGCAAGUCUGCUCCCAAUCAAAGUUGAAGUUGGAAGUUGACAUGUCUGUACAGAGUUUAAGAAUACCCAUAUUAUUUAUGUUUUAUAUGUAAGCGUCACGCGAAUGAGCUCAUUAUUAAGGGUCCUGGACCGGAGUUCAGCUUUGUUGUUUAUUUCACAAUAAUGAAUAUUUACGACUGAAUACCAUUUUUUUGUACAUUUAGUAUUUUGGUACAUUAUAAUUUGUACAGGAUAAUAGAAUUGGACCAUAAUGGUUCAUAUUCUACAGAAAUGUGGACCAUUAUGGUUCAUGUCCCAUAAUGUGUGGACUAUAGUGGUUCAUAGAUCGGGUAUCAGCACGCACGUCAAGUGUGACACAAGGCGAGAUUAUAAUAAUAUUUUUUUUUUAUAUAUCUUACUGUGCAGCUGCAAUAAAUUUAUUAUAUUUUAUUACUAUCGAAAUGCUGGCAUCCUAUACGUUGUCUGUAUGUUGAUAAUAUGUAUGUUUUAUAUGUCUAUAUCUAAUAUGGUUGUACACAAGUUGUAAAUUAAUUUGGCAGGUCUAUUUGAGUAGUUGGUGAUUUUUUUGCAUAACGUGGGUUUUUUGUGAACUAUACUAUAGCUUGGCAACUUCGUUCGUACCACUCCCGAUCCGCGCGGGCCGGGGGACGUGUAGCGAUGAAUGAAAACCCCAGAAUGAUGCACCUCACUUCCCCGCACGCACGAUAUCACAUCCACGCAGUUUUUCCCCACGUCGCCCGCAUAUUAUCAACCCCGAGUGUCAUAAACGAACUUGCCAAACUAUAGCAGCUUGUUUCACUGCUAUUCAUGCCGGAGUCGCAGAUUAUAAGCAACAAGAGCCUCACUUUGGCCACUUGUGACUCCGAGAAUACGUUUGUCUACAAUAGCUCUUAACUUUGGUCGUCAUCACAACCUAAAAGAAAUGAAUUCAAAUCGUCCAUAUUUUCGAUUCAGCCGCUAUUGGUUGUCAUUUUUUUUAUUUUUUUGGCUGGUGGGAGGCUUCGGCCUUGGCUAUUUACCAGUUUUACCAUCCGGCGAAAGGCACACCCCUUUCGGUUUUCAUCCUACUCUUUAGAUUGCAUCAUCACUUACCAUCAGGUAACUAUCAUUGUAGUCAAGGGCUAACCUGUAAAGAAUAAAAAAAAUUGACUUAAUAUGCUUUGUAUAGAAAGUCAUACAAGUGCGUCCACUGAUUCGCAUCUGACUGAUCUCAUCGAACGGAACGAAUUUUAUCUACCGUAAAAUUAAAAAUCCGUUUGAUGCAAUGCGUCCGAUACGUACGAUGCGGAUCAGUGGACGCCUACCAUUAGUCGCCGAGCUGUCUUGGUCAAGUCACCCAUAUUGCGCGGUCCCUAUAGACCUGCCAACUUAACUGCGUUAAAACUUCGUGUGCAACCGUAUUAAACCGAUUUUCCUAAGACAUUAUGUGUAACGGUGUUGUAAACAAAACUCGAUGUAUAAAUACUUAGUGUAGCUCAAUUUGUAAUUCAUAAUAAUAGGUUUAAGCUAUAACAUGAAUGUUAUCUAUUUGUUAUAUGUUAAAGUGUUACAAUAACCGUAUUUGUGUAUAGUUAUCGUUUCUGACACCGCUUCGCAAUGGCUUAGCACGUCAUUUAUUUAUUUAUUUUUUUUUACAUCACAAUAAAUUAGAUUUGUAAGAAUAUCUGGAGUUAUGGUUUUACAUUGGGUCAUCAUCAUUAAUGAAUUACACGAAUGUUCGAACCCUGCGUCAAGUGUUGAAAAAAAUCUUUCAAAUGUCUGCCAACAAUAAACUAUUCUGUAUAAUUGCAUUUUUUGCGAGUUAGUCAACUAAACACAUAAUGGAAAAAGGUUCAUUAUACAUACAUAUGAUCCAUUUUGAUUGUGUAUUUUUUGUUGCUCCUUAAUGAGAGCACAGUGCGUCAGCGAGGAGCACAAAGCUCUGACAAACUUAAUCCCUAGGUCUAGAAAACGUAGCGGACGGUAUGACAUAAAGACAACCAUCGACCAAUAACGGUGCAAUCGCAAAUAUAGCUUUGUCUUUCGUUGCAAUGGGAUGAAAGAGAGAGCGAUAUCUUCGAUUUCUUUGUCUUUAUCCUUUGAGGCCUAUAAGACUUGGACCUCUACUUAGAGGGUCGUUCUGACCGAUGAUUAUUUAUAUUUCAUCAUUUUUUAAAGUGUCUCAUGGGACGUGUUAUGCCGAUUGGUGUCAUAAUAACGAGCGGAUAUCUUAAGAGUUUUUAAGUUCUAAAUACCAGCGACGUAUUAUAAAAGAACAGGCCUAAUUGACUCCGACUACUUAUCGUAUUGUUCAUACAUUAUAUUAUGAUGAGUUUACCCAUUUCAGUCAAAACUCCAAUUGUAAGAUUGUUUGCAAGUUGAUCAUAAUAGAUAUACUAAGUUUUAGAUAUCUGAGAACCCGUGACAUUCGUUAUCCGUGAAAGCCACCAUAAAUAUACCAACGUAUAUGACAAACAAGCAAUUAUUAAUUCUCAGUGAUCAUGAGAAAUAACCGUAAGCCUUAAAAUACAUUUAAUUAUUUUAUAAGGGACUUGCUAUUUUCCACUCCUGGCAUUACCUGGCAUCUCAAUCCACACAUAAGUCAUCAAUCUAUUCCGGGAAGUCUGGUUAAAUUUGGAUAAAGGAGUAAGAUGAUCAAGCGUCUUUGUUUGGAUGUUAGUUUGUUUCCCUAGUUGUAAAAAGUGUGUGAUUUAAAAGUAAAACUUCUUUCAGAAACAAAAACAACGCGCCAACGAUUAGUCGUGGUCGAUAGUGCGUGAGGACUGAGGAGGUCAGGUUAGCAUAACUUACAAACCGAAACCUUACCAAAUGUACAUGUUAUAUUUUUUUGGUGAUAUGUGAUAUAUGGGCCUAUUCGAAUGAGACAUAAAUUGCAUAAAAUGAAAGUUGGUGAUCAAAAUUUUCCAUUUUUAAGUUUGUAAAUUAUGAUUCGUAAAUUUAUGUUAUACUGAAACUACUAUAGUUUCAAGUUAUGUGACUUAAACUGUGAAACCUAUUUAUUUUCAUUGACGAAAUAUUGCUUUUUGUACAAUUAAAUCUAGUAAAAUCUCAAUAUUGACCAAAUCUUUCUUUGUAGGAAAGCUACUUUUACUUUUUACCCGACUACGGUGAAGCCAAAAGGGUAAUGAUUCAGUCAUUAAAUUAGUCGAAAUGAACUUUAUAUGCUCUGUAUGGAAUAAAAGCAGGCCUUUUAUGCUUGAAUCCGUGAAUGCAGAAUGAAUUUUGAUAUUCCGUGAAAAUCUAACGGAUCUUCGAAUGGUAUACCUACAUUUGAAGAUUUAACCAACUAAAUAUUUUGUUAUAGAAUUGAAUUUAAAUAAAUCAUGAAGUUUCUCCAGAACACAAAAUAAAUUUAACAAAUUUCACGAAAAGGAGAUAAUGUUUUUGUUUUAAUUCUACAUAGACAGUGCGUACUCGUACUUUGCAGUAUCAGGAUAAAAAUGGAUCUACUUUAAUGUAUCGCGUUAAAGUUUUCUCUCUGUUAAAGCAUAUAAAAAUCAAUUCAGUUAAGUCGUUUUUGAGUAUUAGCAAGACUAACGAUAAUCGAAAUCGUAAAAUUUAGUUACGUAAACUGGCGCUGACUGCAAUCACGACUGAUGGUAAGCGAUUAUGUAACCCACACCAACAUACAAAACGCCAAAGCGACGUUUUUGAUACAACGUAUGCUGGAACGCGGUUGUCUAUAAAGAUGCCGAUUUAUACUUGUCUUGAAGAUAUGAAGUUAUAGGAUGCGGGAAAACGGAACCUCAAAGGGCAUUGCAGUGCGUUUAAGGAAAUAGCUUAGUAGGUACGCAUAGCGGUGCAGAUCUUUAAGAUGUUUUAGGAGUCCCAUGAUAGAACGGUGCAGGAAAACGGCAGAUUAGAUCAAACUUUUCUAAACGAACUCCCCGAAGUACCUAUAUCCUGUAGAAUAUCGAUACAGACAAAAUUUUGGCGAUGAUCUAAAUAAAUAAUAAUACAUAUAAUAAAUAAAAUGGAUGUUAAUGAUUCAUAAUGUUGUGCCAAACAUAACAAAGUGGUGUUUGAUGCUUCCACUGCUUGGUUUAUGUCUCGACUUGCCCAGGUGGUAGAGGCAAUAUUCACUACGUUUAGUGUAAGACGUGAUGUGUGGCGCAACUUUUAUAUAAACGUCUUUUCUUUCUGUCCUUCAUAACUUACAUCUCACUUACUCACUCAUUUACGUUGAAGGUUUCCUUUAGUGGUGUUGACAAUUUAUUUUUUUACCACAAUUAGAAUUAAAGCGAUACAGAAACAUAACAAGAAGCAGAAUACAAAAGGCGGCCUUAUCGCUUUACGAUCUCUACCAGACAACCUUAGACUUGGAAAAACAACUGGGCACUAACAACAGUGUACUAUUUAGUGUUUUACUAAAUCUGCAUUCAUCACAAAUGUUAGUAUUUACCGGGUUUGGAUAUUGGGUUUCCCUGCUCGGUAACAUUGUAUCCGAUUGUUGAGUCGUCUUUAUUGGAUGCUGCACAGUAAUGUUUCGUUUUCAUAGAUAUUAGGUGAAACUAAACUAAAGGAUGUAACUCUCAUGCAUUAAUUUAUUGUCAGUCUAUGUAACCAGGCGUUGUAGUGUAGCUCAGACUAAUUAGAUAAAGACCUGCCUCGCAAGACAUUAAUUUUCUGUCAAAGUAUAUGAUCAACGAUCUUAUGCGAUUAUAAACACUGUAUCUAAAGAAUCGAUGUUUCAUAGUUUACAAUCGUGUCCGUCAGUUAAAAAUCUCUGAAAACUAAUAAAAACUGCUAGUUUAGUAUAAGAUAUGUAUGAAAUCUAAGCUCGUUUUCCUUAGAAAAUGGCAGAAAAUUUUGUUUGUGAAUUUGGGUGCGAUACUAGUCCUUAUGUAUUUAGUCUGAGUAGUGUAGCUUGUACUCGUAAUAAGUGUAUUUGUUGUAUUUCUAGCGCAAAGUGUGUAAUAUAUUAUUUUUCUGUUUAUCGGAGUAAAGUUUGAAGAGUUUUUUUUUUUUAAUUUAUAAUAUGUAUUGUAAAGAUGUGUAUAACUUACGUAAUAUCACCAUUUAUUUACAUAGGUUCUGUCCGGACAUAUCACGGUCAGGGUAUACCGUGAUGUCAGGGACGUCACACAAGGUAAAUCGGCAUCAAUGUCUUGGGCGUCCGUUUAUUGACGUCAUGACCCAAAUGCCACAAAUUUAGAGUGUGAUCUACUAUUCAUACUAAUAGAUUUGUCUUCGUCCCUGACAAUUGAUAACUGGUUGUGAUAUGUGUGGACAUUUAGAAAAGUUAUAAAUUUAAUUAAAUAAAGAAUUUACGUUAUCUUUUUUUUUAAUAAUAUUUAGUGAAUGCUAUGAUAAUAACAUUGAAUUUGUGAGUGUUGGCAACAGCUACUCGUGUUGUUCAAAUGCAAUUUGGAUUUCGAAACGUUUACUUUGAACAGUUGAUAGUGCUCUCUCGCAGAAGUUUUAUCGCCUAUUUAUUGAUCAAUAUUUUUAAAAGCUCACAACGAAAUAUUUCUAGUAACUCUACAUCAUAUAAAUCAAAGAUUUUAUUGUAUUAGAUAGAUGAGUCUAAACUGAGGCGAACAAUGGUAAUUGUCUUAAUUUCAUUUAGUCGCAUAGUAAAUAACGAAAAGUUUUUUAAACAAAUAACGGAUAAAAAUCUUGACGGUCUCCGUGGCGCAGUGGUAUGCGCGGUGGAUUUACAAGACGGAGGUCCUGGGUUCGAUCCCCGGCUGAGCAGAUUGAGAUUUUCUUAAUUUGUCCAGGUCUGGCUGGUGGGAGGCUUCGGCCGUGGCUAGUUACCACCCUACCGGCAAAGACGUACUACCAAGCGAUUUAGCGUUCCGGUACGAUGCCGUGUAACCGAAAGGGGUGUGGAUUUUCAUCCUCCUAACAAUUUAGCCCGCUUCCAUCUUAGACUGCAUCAUCACUUACCAUCAGGUGAGAUUGUAGUCAAGGGCUAACUUGUAAAGAAUAAAAAUAAUAAUAAUAAUAAUAAAUACAGUCUACAAUGUCGAGUUGUGCGUUUAGGUAGUGUAUAAACCAUAUAUGUAUAUAUAAAUAUGUAUAUUAUGUAUGUAAAUACAAAAUUGUGUGUAAAUGAAGUAGCUAAAUUCGGAUCAUUUUUGCGGUGAUUUUGUAGGUUAACUUGUGUAAUGGUGUAAAAUCGUUGAUAUUAAAAAAAGCUAAUUAUGAUUUUUAAUUCAUGAGCUACCCUACCAGACAUACAGCUGGCAUGGGCGUAGCCAGGAUUCUAUCUAUGAGGGACAGCUGUAGUUUAAUUGAGUACCUAUUUCACAUUACAAAUAGAUAGGUACUGUGCGUUCGAAUAUAAUUUUUACGGCGAAACCGAAUUGCAGCUUCAGCCUCAGUUUCGACCGAAACCGAAACUUUUAUAUAAGGUCACUGUUUCGUAUGACCUUUCAUAAAGUUAGUUAAAUUGUAAGGAACUUCUUUGUUCUUUUAAUAUCUUAUAAUUAUUUUUUAUUUUAGGAAUUUCUGCAAUCACAGCCACUGGCAAGCUAUGAAGCUCCAGUUGAUUUCUGCCUGUUAAACAUCUAUCUAUUAAGCAUCUAUUGUCGUAACACAGUCUACGAGUAUUUAAAUUAAGUAUUUAAAAAAAGAAUUUUUAAAAUCGGUCUAUAAAUGACGGAAUUAUCGCUGGACAUACAUAAUAAAAAAAAAACAUACAUACAGCCGAACGUAGAACCUCUUCCUUUUUGGAAGUCGGUUAAAUAUGUGGCUAAUGUUCUUAAAAAUUCAAAGUAAAACAAGAACCACCAGCAGGUUAAAUUAUGCUUGUAGAUAUCUCGGUAUACUAACCGAACUACUAGGUAUUUUCAUUUUAUUGAAAUAACUAUGUAAAAUGGUCGCAAAUCGAAAAAUCACUGCCACUUUAUGUAGCGUGUAAUGUUUUGAGUUGUACACUUAGAUACAUAAUUAUCCAGCUGUCAGAUACUCAGUGUGAGUCGAGCCUAAUUUUAUAAGAGCGUUGUUUGCACUUUUCAUAAUGGAAAAUUAGCUCUUAUGCUAAUAUUAUAAAGAGGAAAUGUUUGUGAUAUUGUAGGGGGUAAUCUCUGGAUCUAAUGAACUGAUUUUGAAAAUUCUUUUACCACUAGAAAGCUACGUUAUUUGUGAGUGUCAUGAGAUAUAUUUUAUCCCCGUAUUUUCACGGAAACGGGAACUAUGCGGGUGAAACCGCGAGGCGUCGGCUAGUUGCUUAUAAUUUCAUUAGCUUAGAAACAUUGUCAAGAAAAUACUUCUGCGUGAGAGGACUCGUACUUACAUAAAAAGGUCAAAAGAAAAAAGCUUAUUGAGGUAAGCCCGGGCCGUAUUUUGAUGCGAUACAACGGUUUUUGUAGAUCAUUGUCAGCUUUCGAUACAUUUGUACUAAUUCUCUGUUAAAUUAACUGUUUUAUUAACUGAAAGCUAAUAAAAGAAAUUUAUUCAUUA
Molecule: messenger RNA, 11255 nt
Organism: Bicyclus anynana (squinting bush brown)
Lineage: Eukaryota; Metazoa; Arthropoda; Insecta; Lepidoptera; Nymphalidae
Gene: Tdrd3
Product: tudor domain-containing protein 3
Exons: 8
Coding region: 127-2187 (686 amino acids)
Biological process (GO): mRNA processing
Cellular component (GO): nucleus; cytoplasm
Molecular function (GO): protein binding; RNA binding
Source: RefSeq, a predicted model, not a curated record